This is a messenger RNA of Carcharodon carcharias (great white shark), 1699 nucleotides long. RefSeq names its product periphilin 1 (gene pphln1). Bases 143 to 1240 code for a protein of 365 amino acids. The record is from RefSeq and is a predicted model, not a curated record. Gene Ontology annotation, biological process: protein localization to heterochromatin; negative regulation of gene expression, epigenetic; negative regulation of DNA-templated transcription. The transcript is spliced from 10 exons. Gene Ontology annotation, cellular component: nucleoplasm. NCBI's taxonomy places the organism in Eukaryota, Metazoa, Chordata, Chondrichthyes, Lamniformes, Lamnidae.
GGAAGGGGGAGGGGCUUAUUCAGUCCCAGGUCAUCAGCGAGUGAGUGAAGGAAAGAUCGAAACGGCCGCUUUCUUCAAACGUUAAUUAAAUUGGUGAAUUUUUUCAUACUGAAACAGAACCAAGCAGCAUAUAUAAGAGGGAAUGUGGUCUGAGUCACGAUCGCAAUGUGGCGAAAGAAAUCAACGGGGCCGCUUACAUCCUGAAAGAACACAACAUGCAGACACGCCAGAAUUUCAAAGAGCCGUGCAAGUGAUGCCGAGAAGGCAGGAUUAUGACCAUGGUGGUGAUGGAGGAAGAGGAGGCAGCACAAGCCGUGAAUAUAAUUAUUACAACCAUUCAGAGGAGUAUCGAGGUUAUUCUGCUGACAAUCGGGAUUACGGAUAUGGCCGACGGUUUGGUCCUUCACCCAAAACUGGCUCCUGGGAUGAUGAAAAUUCCAGAUGGCCUAGAGAGGACCAUUCAGGAAACAGACCAUCCGAUUACAGGGGACCCAAGACAAAGAGAUAUGCUACAGCUAACAGGGAUAACUUCAGAAGAAAGAAUUUCUAUUCCUCUCCGCAUGUAAGAGAGCGUUCCCCUCAUAGAAGAGAAACACCAUACUACAGAAGAGAAUCUCCUCACAGCCGUUCUGGAUCAAGCAUCAGCAGCAGAAGCUACUCCCCAGAAAAAAACAAGCAGCCACCUUCCCAUCAAUCCCAAUUCAGCAAAAACAGAGAAAGAUCUUCUGUUUCCUCUUUGACCCCUUCAAGAGAUGCAUCUCCAUCUGGUUCAGUGCUACCAGCUACUUCAAAGAGCUUUGAAAAAUCCAGCAAAACUUCUGAUAACCUGAACAAAGAAGGAGUAAAUGACUGGUGUUCUGAACAGCAGCAGAUUCCAGAACUGGAAAUGCCUGAAUGUGAUACUGUUGAUGCUAUUCAAAUGUUAUUUCCAGAUAAAUUGGAUGACCUAGAGAUGAAUACACGGAGUGCUGUUGACCUUAUAGACCUAAGCCAAACAGAUCUCCGCACCAAAGCAAUUGCUGAGAAAACCAAAGAAAUUGAAGAGGUGUAUAGACAAGACUGUGAAACCUUUGGCAUGGUUGUUCAGAUGCUCAUUGAUAAAGACCCACCAUUGGAAAAUACGAUACAGUUUUCACUGAGAGAAAAUUUGCGUGAAAUAGGAGAAUGUUGCAUUGAAGAACUGAGAAAGUUCAUCACCCAUUAUGAUUCUGCUCCUGUAGAGCACACGCAAAACCUUUAAGUCCACAGUUUGAGUCCAUGAUAAACUGCAUUUGUUUCCCAAGCCCAUUUUAUAGCAACUGUAACCAUUAGUUUACAUGUCCGUUGUUCUGAAUUUAGCAACAGAAGUGGAGUGACUUUGUCUAUUGUUUAAGUAUAUUUAAAUUUAUAGUCUAAGUUGGAAGUGCAAAAUAUAUGUUUAAUAUGUAUGAUGGGCAAUAAAGUAAGUCUAUAUUGACCUCAAUAGUAUAAUCCAUACAUAAUGGUAUUCGUAAUCGGGAGUGUAUUUCUGAGAUCAAUAUGGGUUGAAUUCUUUAAAAGUGUUUCUGUAAAAGUGUAAAUGAACCAUGUAGAAUAUUUCCAAUGGAAAAACUUAAGGGAAUAUCCUAGGCUCAGGAUCUACAGUAGUCUCUUAUUUAACUGCUUGUGAGAAGUUAACCACCAACCCAGUUGGGAAAAUAAAGUUUGAGAGAAUAUGGUG